Messenger RNA from Linum tenue, 691 nucleotides. NCBI's taxonomy places the organism in Eukaryota, Viridiplantae, Streptophyta, Magnoliopsida, Malpighiales, Linaceae. The record is from the annotation of a GenBank genome assembly.
CAACUCCGCUAUUUUCCCCGAAUCUCAUCUCAAUUUCUCAUCUUUUGCUUGGGUUCUGUUGGGUUUUCUCGCAAUCGCAAUCGGGGAUGGGUUUUGAGUUACGCAGCUCUCUAUGCCUUGUCGAUGCUCCUUCUAAGCCAUGAUUCGCUUGUUCAAAGUCAAGGAACAGCAGAGGGAACAAGCUGAGAAUGCCAAUGGAGGCAUACCUGUUAAAAAGCAAAGUGCUGGAGAACUUCGCCUUCACAAGGACAUUUCUGAGUUGAACCUGCCAAAAUCAUGUGCCAUAACAUUCCCUAAUGGCAAGGAUGACCUGAUGAGCUUUGAGGUCACAAUUAAACCUGAUGAAGGAUAUUAUGCAGGUGGAACGUUUUUGUUCUCUUUUCAAGUUUCUCCUAUCUAUCCUCAUGAGGCACCAAAAGUGAAAUGCAAGACUAAGGUAUACCAUCCGAACAUCGACUUGGAGGGAAAUGUUUGUCUCAACAUCUUGCGAGAAGACUGGAAACCCGUUCUUAACAUUAACACUAUUAUAUAUGGGCUGUACCAUUUAUUCACGGAGCCAAACUACGAGGAUCCCCUUAACCAUGAAGCUGCUGCAGUGUUGAGGGAUAACCCGAAGAUGUUCGAGACAAAUGUGAGGAGGGCUAUGACUGGCGGUUAUGUUGGCCAAACUUAUUUCACGCGCUGUAUGUGA